GUUUGACGGAUCCUUGGCAGCACUCACGAAAACUUCAAAUCGAGAUCAAGAAAUCAUCAUCGGAUGCGUCAAAAUCACAUCUCCCCCAUGAAGAUCCAUCAUCGGGUGACGUCACACCCCCUCAUCGAUCCAAGAAUCGACGUCACGUUAUAAUCGCCUCUCCCCCCGCCCGCCCGCUAACACUCGUCGAUCCAAGAAUCGACAUCACGUUGGAAUCUCCCCGCCCGCUAACACUCGUCGAUCCACCCACCGUCGAUUAGCGAGAAUCGAUUCCUCAUUAACCCUGCAUUUUUUCGACGUUUCGUGUCCUGCGCCCUUUCGCGAGCGCCAAUACGAAGAUGUCGACAGCCGUUCACGAGGGGAACGCGUCGUCGGAGCGACUGGGAGCCGAUGGCGAAGCCCACGACGUCCCGGCGGGCGAGACGGACACGUUUGAGGACCCACACAAGCCCCCACCGUCGGCCGUGGUUCACGUUCGGGGAUUGUCGGUCGCAGCCCUGGGGUCGGACCUCGUGCAGACCCUGCAGCCCUUUGGCGCAAUCAAAUACGUGGUGAUCAUGCCCAAGAAACGGCAGGCUCUGGUGGAGUUUGAAGCGCUAGAGAGCUCCCGCAGCUGCGUCAACUACUCGUCCACGCGCCCCGUCUACGUGUGCGGGCAGCCGGCCUAUUGUAACUUCUCCACCAGCCAGAAGAUUUUGUGGCCUCGCAGCGCCGAGGAACGCCAGAAGAGGAACCACAUCCUGCUUUUCACCAUCUUCAACCCCAUGUACCCCAUCACCACGGAUUUGCUUUACACCAUUUGCCACCCAUGCGGGCCUGUGCAUCGCAUUGUGAUUUUCAGGAAGAAUGGCCUGCAGGCCAUGGUGGAGUUUGAUUCGGCUGCGAGCGCCCAGACAGCGAAGUCGUCUCUGAACGGAGUGGACAUCUAUCCGGGCUGCUGUACUCUUCAAGUGGAGUUUGCAAAGCAGACCCGUCUGAAUGUGUUUAAAAAUGAUUCCGAGACCUGGGACUACACCUACCCUGGCGUCGAACAAGCGUACCCUUCACAACAAUUCGGCAAUAUAAGUGAAUCUUGGGAACAACAGAAUUCACGAGGAAAAUUGCCGAGGUUUUCAAGAAUUCGUUGGAUUCGUCUUGUACCGGUGAAACUGGUGCCCUGUUACUGCAACUGGUCCCCUCCACCCACCACCCCGACCCAGCGCAUGCUGCAGACAUUGCCAUUAAGUGGGUGGCAUUUUAGAGUUUGAUGAGCUUUGAAGAUUUUUGCCGACGUAAACGCUUCGAAGGGUACAUCACGAGACCUCCUUUGCCAGUAACCAAAAUAUACCAGUAGGGUUCUAGAUUUGAUGAAGCUUUCGUGACUGCAAUGAUUCAUAUUCUUAGGUUUUUUCGGU
Messenger RNA from Lethenteron reissneri (Far Eastern brook lamprey), 1394 nucleotides. RefSeq names its product heterogeneous nuclear ribonucleoprotein L-like. The record is from RefSeq and is a predicted model, not a curated record. Gene Ontology annotation, molecular function: RNA binding. NCBI's taxonomy places the organism in Eukaryota, Metazoa, Chordata, Hyperoartia, Petromyzontiformes, Petromyzontidae.